AAAGAAGAAAGUGUCGAUUAGCAUUCCGUGUCUUUACUCUCCUCGAUUUCUCCCACCUCUGCUCCCUCUCGGUUGACUCCAUUCACUCUCAUCACCAAGCACUGUGCUCCCUCACUGUGCUCCCUCCAUACCAUCGUCAGACACCACUCCUCUACCCCGCUACACCGCUCUACUUACACGACACAACAUGGCUGCCGCCAUGAUCAACAACGUUCUGGAGAAGCUCCAUCUGACCAGUACACACGAAGCUCCCGAGGAACCCAGCCAAGAAGACUACCAGAAGCUCUUGGACAAGUUCACCAAGGCUGGUCAGGAGCAGGUCUUCGCCUUUUGGGAUGACCUCAACUCUGCCGAGAAAGGCUUCCUCUACCAACAGCUCGUUGAAGUUGACCCCGAAUAUGUCAACGACAUCACCAAACGCGCCUUGAACCCUCCCAAGACCGAGUCUGAAGACGCCGCACCCAAGCUCGAGCAGCUUCCCGAAUCCGCCACUUCUUCCAUCUACGACUCAAAGCCAGAGGAUCUGAACAGAUGGUACACACAGGGUCUGGAGUUCAUUGCCCAGAACCAGGUUGCAGUUGUUCUCAUGGCUGGUGGACAAGGUACUCGCCUGGGAAGCUCUGCCCCCAAAGGAUGCUACGACAUUGGACUUCCUAGUCAGAAGUCGCUGUUCCAGCUUCAAGCAGAGAGAAUUUGGAAGAUCCAGCACCUGGCUCAACACGAGCACAACAAGGAAGAGGUCGUUGUACCCUGGUACAUCAUGACCAGUGGCCCUACUCGCAAGCCUACCGAAGAGUUCUUCGAGAAGCACGCCUACUUUGGCCUCAACAGAAACAAUGUCGUCUUCUUCGAGCAGGGUACUCUUCCUUGCAUUUCCAACGACGGCAAGAUUUUGUUGGAGACAAAGUCAAAGGUUGCUGUCGCACCUGAUGGCAAUGGUGGUCUUUACAAUGCCCUCUUCAAGUCUGGUGUUGUUCAAGACAUGGAGAAGAGAGGCAUCAAGCACAUUCACGCAUAUUGUGUCGACAACUGCCUAGUCAGAGUCGCCGAUCCCACCUUUAUCGGCUUCUCUGCUUCCAAGAAUGUAGACAUUGCCACCAAGGUCGUUCGCAAGCGCGAUGCCAAGGAGUCUGUUGGUCUCAUUUUGUCAAAGAAUGGCAAGCCUGAUGUUGUCGAGUACUCGGAGAUUGACAAGGAGACUUCCGAGGCAAAAGACUCCAAGGAUUCAAGUCUGCUGAAGUUCCGCGCUGCCAACAUCGUCAACCACUACUACUCAUACAAGUUCCUCGAGAGCAUUCCCCAGUGGUCGGCUGAACUUCCUCAUCACAUUGCCAGAAAGAAGAUUCCCUACGUCGACACUGAGAAGGGUGAGACGGUCAAGCCUGAGAAGCCCAACGGCAUCAAGCUUGAGCAAUUUGUCUUUGACUGCUUCCCCUUCCUUUCCAUGGACAAGUUCGCAUGUCAAGAGGUCAAGAGAGAAGAUGAAUUCUCGCCUCUCAAGAACGCCAGAGGGACUGGUGAGGACGAUCCUGACACCAGCAAGCGCGACAUCUUCCGUCAAGGUACUAGAUGGCUCGAGGCUGUCGGAGCUGUUGUGACGAGUGAGGACGACAACGCUGGCGUCGAGAUCUCACCAAAGAUCAGUUACGGCGGUGAAGGACUCGAGUUCUUGAGCGAGCGCACAAUCAAGGCACCUGCAGUGAUUGAGCAGGAGAAGCAGUAAAUUGGUGGAGUGCAUGAGGCGCAAUAGGGCGUUGAUGGAAGUGGCAGUCACAGUAAUGAAACGACAAAGGCGCCGAGUAUAUUGAGUAACAAUCAAUCAAC
This is a messenger RNA of Aureobasidium subglaciale EXF-2481, 1824 nucleotides long. RefSeq lists its product as uncharacterized. The transcript has 2 exons. NCBI's taxonomy places the organism in Eukaryota, Fungi, Ascomycota, Dothideomycetes, Dothideales, Saccotheciaceae. Gene Ontology annotation, molecular function: UDP-N-acetylglucosamine diphosphorylase activity. Gene Ontology annotation, biological process: UDP-N-acetylglucosamine biosynthetic process. Bases 188 to 1723 code for a protein of 511 amino acids. The record is from RefSeq and is a predicted model, not a curated record.